GUGCUUAUUUUAGUAACAAGCGGAUGAAUAUACACAUAAUAUAUUACCAGAUUAAAUCUGUAACAUUCAUAAUAUAAGUUAUUACUGCAUUACAGGGAAAGAGAUGCCCGUAGAAAUUAUAGUGAAAGAUGCCUGUGUUACAGUAGGAGAAGGUCCACACUGGGACGAAGCUACCAACACUCUGUUUUAUGUAGACAUAUAUGCCAACAGUGUUUUUCGCUGGAACUCCGUUACAAAGGAAGUGCAGAAGAUCACACUAGACAAAACAAUAGGAUUUGUGAUACCGUCAAAAAAGGGUGAUGUUAUAAUUGGUUUGGGACAAACAAUCUCUCGUCUGGAAUGGGACAGCAAGAAAGUCACUGUUUUACAUGAAGUGGAUCAGAAUAAACCGACCAGAUUUAAUGAUGGAAAAUGUGAUGCCCGUGGUCGGUUAUGGGCUGGUACGGUAGGAAUGGAAAAUACACCAGGUAUAAUAGAGAAAGGUCAAGGUUCUUUGUAUUCAUUCGACACGGACGGGUCUGUCAAGAAGCAUUUAGAAAACCUGGACUGUGCUAAUGGGUUAGCUUGGUCAGCUGACAACAAGUCCAUGUACUUCAUCGACUCCAUCCCAAGAUGUAUUUUUGUAUUCGACUAUGACAUAAACAGUGGAACUAUUACCAGCCAGCGGACACUGGUUAAAUUUGAGCCAGGAACAGAGAGUAUACUAGGAGUUCCUGAUGGUAUGACUAUGGACACGAAUGGAAAAUUAUGGGUAGCUUGUUUCUUUGGUGGACGAGUUGUUCAAUACGAUCCUGACACAGGUAAACGUCUAAGUGUAAUCCACAUGCCAGCAUACAGAACCUCAUCUUGCUGUUUUGGAGGUACAGAUUACGAUGAGAUGUUCGUGACAUGCAGUCGACACGGGUGCCCUGAAGAAGAGUUAUCAAAGUUUCCAUUGUCUGGAUCUGUAUUCAAAGUGACUGAUCUUGGAGCCAAAGGAAAUCCGCCGUUUAAGUUUGAAGGAUAGUUGAAUACACUAUGUUUACCAUAUAUUGACGAGUUAAUUUUAUUAAUAUUUAGUAUCAUUAUAGUCAUUAUAAGCACAGAUUUGUAUACUUACUGUGCGCUGCUUUCUGUAAAACUUAAAAUAUCGCAUAAACAUUUUGAUCAUAACAGUUUGUAUGGGCAUUAUAUUUUUGAUAUGGGUUUUUAUGAACCUCAAUUGUUUCAAGCAUCAAAA
Mytilus californianus (California mussel) is the source of this 1219-nucleotide messenger RNA. RefSeq names its product regucalcin-like. The record is from RefSeq and is a predicted model, not a curated record. The transcript is spliced from 6 exons. The coding region runs from base 104 to 1006 and encodes 300 amino acids. Lineage: Eukaryota; Metazoa; Mollusca; Bivalvia; Mytilida; Mytilidae. Gene Ontology annotation, molecular function: gluconolactonase activity; enzyme regulator activity; calcium ion binding. Gene Ontology annotation, biological process: L-ascorbic acid biosynthetic process.